Molecule: messenger RNA, 1068 nt
Organism: Diaporthe batatas
Lineage: Eukaryota; Fungi; Ascomycota; Sordariomycetes; Diaporthales; Diaporthaceae
Exons: 3
Coding region: 1-1068 (355 amino acids)
Source: RefSeq, a predicted model, not a curated record
AUGGCAGCCUCGACCAAAAGAAGCGAAGGAUCCUUCAUAGCUGCCAUGCGCAAGGUCUACCAUCCUAUUGGGUUCAAAAAGGGCUACAACUUCGUCCUCUGGUUCAUCUUCGCAGGAGCCCUCAUGGGGUUCACACUGGCCAGACUCCAGUAUCUUGAUUUCUACGGAGUUUUCUGUAGCGCCGGUGACUCCGGCGGCAACGGCGCAGCUCCCGGGGAGUGCCUUUACUACCUCCGCGGGCAUGAGAAGGUCGGAAUAAUACCGCACCUGGCGACAAUACUCCCCGCCUCAUUCCUCGUCGUCUUCCAAUUCGUCCCCGCUAUUCGCCACAAGGCAACUCUCUUCCACCGGCUCAACGGAUACCUUGUGAUUAUCCUCUCCUUGUUGGGAACAGGAGGAGUGUUGAUGAUCGCGAGGCAUGCUUUUGGUGGCACCUUGGCCACCCAAUACGCCACUGGUUUCAUCUCCAUCGCAUUUGUCGGAGCUUUGGCGAUGGCAUAUAUCAACAUAAAGAGACUUCAGAUUGAGCAGCACAGAGCCUGGAUGCUGAGGGCAUGGUUCUACGCUGGCUGUAUUAUUACUAUUCGGAUAAUCAUGAUCAUUGCUGCGCAGAUCGUGUCCCAGAUUGGGGGCUACUACGACGCCCGACCAUGCGAGCAGAUUCAGUACAUUUUCGGUUCACAAGAGCAAUCACUUGACUUCUAUCCGGACUGCGCUCCUUUCUUCAACGGUUUAGAUCCGUCGAAGCAGGUUGCCGUGGAAGCCAAUUUUGAUGGUGACCCGGUUCAGUUGACUGUGGCGCUGGGGUCCAACUUCGGAAGUGCCAUGUGGCUGGCUUUCGCAAUCCAUGCCACGCUCAAACUCACGCCUGCUGAGUCGGAGCGGCUCCGGAACGUCUCGUAUCAAAGGCAGCUCGAGGCUGGAAUGAAGAAUCCAGGAAGGGCCGGGCUGACGGUAGAUCGUUUCGGGGAUUCAGACAAAUGGGUCCCCAGGAAUCAACAGAGUGAGAACGUGGCAAAAGUCCAAGCCACUGCUGGGAAGUUUUCUGAUCCGGGCACCGCCGCAUGA